This is a messenger RNA of Anas platyrhynchos (mallard), 11946 nucleotides long. RefSeq names its product plexin A2 (gene PLXNA2). Gene Ontology annotation, cellular component: plasma membrane; semaphorin receptor complex. The record is from RefSeq and is a predicted model, not a curated record. Gene Ontology annotation, biological process: regulation of cell migration; semaphorin-plexin signaling pathway. Gene Ontology annotation, molecular function: protein binding; semaphorin receptor activity. NCBI's taxonomy places the organism in Eukaryota, Metazoa, Chordata, Aves, Anseriformes, Anatidae.
CUCGGAGGGAGCCGGGGGGGGAGGCUCGGAGCACGCCCGGGCUGGGCGGCGGGCGGAUGCUGGGGAGGGCGGCCGGGAGCCGGCGCUCGCCGCCGCCGCCGCACUCGGGCAGAGGCUGCGGAGGCUCCGGAGGCUGCCGAGGCACCGGAGGCUGAGCACAACCGCGCCGCACCCGGGGAGGCUGCGGGGCUGAAGGAGGACGAGCAGCGGCGGAGGCGGGCGCCCGGCCCUGGAUUUGCACCGUGGAGGGGGCCGGGGCCGUGCGGCUCUGCCCGCCGUGAGCCGGGGAGCCCCGCGAGGAGGGCGGCAGCGGAGCCGCGAGGUCUGAACCAUGUGAGGGACGUUGCUGGGGCACAGGACACGCGCGGGGAGCACGAGCUUUGCCUUUCCCAGGAUGGAUCAGAGGAAGAUCUGGCCUCGGGUACCGGACUCCGAUGGCUGGUCGGUGGCUUUGCUCUGUCUCUUCCUGGCGUCGCUGUCCCGAAACGCGUCCGGCAGCGCCUUGUUCAGCACUUUCCACUCGGAGAACCGGGACUGGACUUUCAACCACCUGACCGUGCACCAAGGCACCGGAGCCGUCUACGUGGGAGCUAUCAACAGGGUUUACAAGCUGUCGGGUAACCUGACCAUUUUGGUGGCGCACAAAACCGGCCCCGAGGAGGACAACAAAUCCUGCUACCCGCCCCUCAUCGUGCAGCCAUGCAGCGAGAUCCUGACGCUCACCAACAACGUCAACAAGCUGCUGAUCAUCGACUACUCCGAGAACCGGCUGCUGGCCUGCGGCAGCCUCUACCAGGGGGUCUGCAAGCUGCUGCGCCUGGACGACCUCUUCAUCCUGGUGGAGCCCUCGCACAAGAAGGAGCACUACCUCUCCAGCGUCAACAAGACGGGCACCAUGUACGGCGUGAUCGUGCGCUCGGAGGGCGAGGACGGGAAGCUCUUCAUCGGCACGGCGGUGGACGGGAAGCAGGAUUAUUUCCCCACCCUCUCCAGCCGAAAGCUUCCCCGGGACCCGGAGUCGUCAGCGAUGUUGGAUUAUGAGCUCCACAGUGACUUUGUCUCGUCCCUCAUUAAAAUCCCCUCAGACACCUUGGCCCUCGUGUCGCACUUUGACAUCUUCUACAUCUACGGCUUCGCCAGUGGCAAUUUUGUGUAUUUUUUGACUGUCCAGCCAGAGACCCCAGAGGGUGUCUCCAUCAACUCUGCCAGCGACCUCUUUUACACGUCUCGCAUCGUCCGCCUCUGCAAGGACGACCCCAAAUUCCACUCCUACGUCUCCCUGCCCUUCGGCUGUGUCAAGGGGGACACGGAGUACCGCCUGCUGCAGGCUGCCUACCUUUCGAAGCCGGGAGACGUGCUGGCCAGGGCCCUCAACAUCACGGCCCAGGAGGACGUCCUCUUUGCCAUUUUCUCCAAGGGACAGAAGCAGUACCAUCAGCCACCGGACGACUCCGCACUCUGCGUCUUCCCCAUCCGCACCAUCAACGCCCAGAUCAAGGACCGCCUGCAGUCCUGCUACCAGGGCGAGGGCAACCUGGAGCUCAACUGGCUGCUGGGCAAGGACGUCCAGUGCACCAAAGCGCCCGUUCCGAUCGACGACAAUUUCUGUGGGCUCGACAUCAACCAGCCCCUGGGCGGCUCGGUGCCGGUGGACGGGGUGACGCUCUUCACCUCCAGCCGGGACCGGAUGACUUCUGUGGCUUCGUACGUCUACAACGGCUACAGCGUGGUGUUUGUGGGGACUAAAAACGGCAAGCUGAAGAAGAUCCGAGCAGAUGGUCCUCCCCACGGUGGAAUUCAGUACGAGAUGGUGACAGUGUUCAAGGACGGGAGCCCAGUGCUGCGAGACAUGGCCUUCUCCGUCGACCACAAGUACCUCUACGUCAUGUCGGAGCGGCAGGUGUCCCGGGUGCCCGUGGAGUCCUGCGAGCAGUACACGACCUGCGGGGAGUGCCUGAGCUCGGGAGACCCCCACUGCGGCUGGUGCACGCUCCACCACAUGUGCUCCCCGCGGGACAGCUGCGAGCGAGCCGCCGAGCCGUACCGCUUUGCCGACAGCAUCGGGCAGUGCAUGAGCAUCACCGUGCAGCCCAGCAGCAUCUCCGUGUCCCAGCACAGCCUCCCGCUCAGCCUGCUGGUGAGCGAUGCUCCGGACCUGGCCGCCGGGGUCACCUGCCUCUUUGGGAACCUGACGGAGGUGGAGGGGCAGGUUUCGGGCAGCCGCGUGGUGUGCGUGUCACCAGCAGCCAAGGACGUUCCUGCCAUACCCGUGGAUCAAGACUGGUUCGGCGUGGUGCUGCAGCUGAAGUCACGGGAGACGGGCCGGACAUUCGUCAGCACCGAGUUCAAGUUCUACAACUGCAGCGCCCACCAGCUGUGCCUGUCUUGUGUGAACAGUGCUUUCCGCUGCCACUGGUGCAAGUACCGCAACCUGUGCACCCACGACCCCACCACCUGCUCCUUCCAGGAGGGCCGGAUCAACGUCUCUGAGGACUGCCCCCAGCUCUUCCCCACGGAGGAGAUCCUGAUCCCGGUGGGAGAGGUGAAGCCCAUCACGCUGAAAGCCAGAAACCUGCCCCAGCCCCAGUCCGGGCAGCGCGGCUACGAGUGCGUGCUGAGCAUCCAGGGCGUCAUCCACCGCGUGCCCGCCCUGCGCUUCAACAGCUCCAGCGUGCAGUGCCAGAACAGCUCGUACCUCUAUGACGGGAUGGACAUAAGCAACUUGGCCGUGGACUUUGCUGUGGUGUGGAACGGGAACUUUGUCAUCGACAACCCCGAGGACCUGAAAGUGCACCUGUACAAGUGCGCGGCGCAGCGCGAGAGCUGCGGGCUCUGCCUCAAAGCCGACCCCAAGUUCGAGUGCGGGUGGUGCAGCGGGGAGGCCAAGUGCACGCUGCGGCCCCACUGCAGCCCCCCGGCCGCCCAGCCCUGGCUCGACUGGUCCAGUAGGAACGUCAAGUGCUCCAACCCGCGCAUCACCGAGAUCCUGACGGUGUCGGGCCCCCCGGAGGGAGGCACCAGGGUGACCAUCCGCGGCGUGAACCUGGGCCUGGACUUCUCGGAGAUCGCCCACGGCGUGCAGGUGGCCGGGGUGCCGUGCGCGCCGCUGCCGGAGCAGUACGUCGUCGCCGAACAGAUCGUCUGUGAAAUGGGGCAGGCGCUUCCAGGGAUCAGCUCCGGCCCAGUGCUCCUGUGCAUCGGAGAGUGCAAGCCCGAGUUCACGGCCAGGUCUGCGCAGCAGUACUCCUUCGUGACGCCGGCCGUGAGCUUCCUGACACCCAGCCGUGGCCCUGAGUCGGGCGGGACGCUGGUCACCAUCGCCGGGCACCACCUGGGCGCCGGCAGCCGCGUCUCCGUGCUGCUGGGGAACCAGAGCUGCACCUUCCAAGGGAGGUCCACGAACGAGAUUGUGUGCAUGUCGGCCCCGUCAGCCCACGGCCUGGGGCCCGUCCACGUCUCCGUGAGCGUGGACCGGGCCCAGCUGGAGCAGACCUUGCUGUUCGAGUACAUCGACGACCCCAAGGUGCAGCACAUCGAACCCGAGUGGAGCAUCGCCAGCGGGCACACGCCCCUGACCGUCACCGGCUCCAACCUGGACGUCAUCCAGGAGCCGCGGAUCCGCGUCAAGCACAACGGCAAGGAGUCCGUCAAUGUCUGCAAGGCGGUGAAUGCCACGGCGCUGGCCUGCCUCGCACCCGCCCUGGCCCCCGAGCACCGACCCGGCCUGGAUGCCGUCGAGCGGCCCGAUGAGUUCGGCUUCAUCUUUAACAACGUGCAGUCCCUGCUGGUCUACAACGACACCAAGUUCAUCUACUACCCCAACCCCACGUUUGAGCUCCUGAGCCCCACCGGGGUGCUGGAGCAGAAGCCGGGGUCACCCAUCAUCCUGAAGGGCAAAAACCUGUGCCCGCCCGCUCCUGGGGGAGCCAAGCUCAACUACACCGUGCUGAUCGGAGAGACGCCCUGUGCCGUCACCGUGUCCGAGACCCAGCUGCUGUGCGAGCCUCCCAACCUCACCGGACAGCACAAAGUGACGGUGCGUGUUGGUGGCAUCGUCUUCUCCCCUGGCUCGGUGAGCAUCAGCUCCGACAGCCUCCUCACCCUGCCGGCCAUCGUCAGCAUCGCGGCCGGCGGCAGCCUGCUCCUCAUCAUCGUCAUCAUCGUGCUCAUCGCCUACAAGCGCAAGUCCCGGGAGAACGACCUGACCCUCAAGAGGCUGCAGAUGCAGAUGGACAAUCUGGAGUCCCGCGUGGCCCUGGAGUGCAAGGAGGCCUUUGCAGAGCUGCAGACAGACAUCAACGAGCUCACCAGCGACCUGGAUCGCUCCGGCAUCCCCUACCUGGACUAUCGGACGUAUGCCAUGCGGGUCCUUUUCCCUGGCAUCGAGGACCAUCCCGUCCUGCGGGAGCUGGAGGUCCAAGGGAAUGGGCAGCAGAGCGUGGAGAAGGCGCUGAAGCUCUUUGCCCAGCUGAUCAACAACAAAGUCUUCCUGCUCACCUUCAUCCGGACGCUGGAGCUGCAGCGCAGCUUCUCCAUGCGCGACCGCGGCAACGUGGCCUCGCUCAUCAUGACGGGGCUGCAGGGCAGGCUGGAGUACGCCACCGACGUGCUGAAGCAGCUCCUCUCCGACCUCAUUGAGAAGAACCUGGAGAACAAGAACCACCCCAAGCUGCUGCUGCGCAGGACAGAGUCGGUGGCCGAGAAGAUGCUGACGAAUUGGUUCGCCUUCCUCCUGCACAAGUUCCUCAAGGAGUGUGCCGGGGAGCCGCUCUUCAUGCUCUACUGUGCCAUCAAGCAGCAGAUGGAGAAGGGCCCGAUUGACGCCAUCACGGGCGAGGCCCGCUACUCCCUCAGUGAGGACAAGCUGAUCCGGCAGCAAAUCGAGUACAAGACUCUGAUCCUGAACUGCGUGAACCCAGACAACGAGAACAGCCCAGAGAUCCCGGUGAAGGUGCUGAACUGUGAUACCAUCACUCAGGUCAAAGAGAAGAUCCUCGAUGCUGUGUACAAGAAUGUCCCCUACUCCCAGAGACCGAGAGCUGUUGACAUGGACUUGGAGUGGCGGCAGGGCCGGAUCGCGCGGGUGGUCCUGCAGGAUGAAGACAUCACCACCAAGAUUGAAGGAGACUGGAAGCGCCUGAACACCCUGAUGCAUUAUCAGGUAUCGGACCGCUCGGUCGUGGCUCUUGUUCCCAAGCAGACCUCCUCGUACAACAUUCCUGCCUCUGCCAGUAUAUCCCGCACGUCCAUCAGCAGAUACGACUCCACCUUCAGGUACACCGGCAGCCCCGACAGCCUGCGCUCCCGGGCCCCCAUGAUCACCCCGGACCUGGAGAGCGGCGUCAAAGUCUGGCACUUGGUCAAAAACCACGACCACGGAGACCAGAAGGAAGGGGACCGGGGCAGCAAGAUGGUGUCUGAGAUCUACCUGACCAGGCUACUGGCCACUAAGGGUACGCUGCAGAAGUUUGUGGACGACUUGUUUGAGACGCUGUUCAGCACCGUGCACCGCGGCAGCGCGCUCCCGCUGGCCAUCAAGUACAUGUUUGAUUUCCUGGAUGAGCAGGCAGAUAAGCACGGCAUCCACGACACGGACGUGCGGCACACCUGGAAGAGCAACUGCCUCCCUCUGCGGUUCUGGGUGAACGUCAUCAAAAACCCCCAGUUCGUGUUUGACAUCCACAAGGGCAGCAUCACGGACGCCUGCCUCUCCGUCGUGGCUCAGACCUUCAUGGACUCCUGCUCCACCUCCGAGCACCGCCUGGGCAAGGACUCCCCCUCCAACAAGCUGCUGUACGCCAAGGACAUCCCCAGCUACAAGAGCUGGGUGGAGAGGUAUUACGCAGACAUCGCCAAGCUGCCGGCCAUCAGCGACCAGGACAUGAACGCCUACCUCGCCGAGCAGUCGCGCCUGCACUCGGCUGAGUUCAACAUGCUGAGCGCGCUCAACGAGAUCUACUCCUACGUCAGCAAGUACAGCGAGGAGCUCAUUGGAGCUUUGGAACAGGAUGAGCAGGCACGUAGGCAGCGUCUGGCAUACAAAGUAGAGCAACUUAUCGGUGCCAUGUCUAUUGAGAGCUGAAGAAACGCUGCGAUGCUCACAGACAGCAAGGGGCAAGAGUACUGCACGGACGCUCGGGGCUCAAGAGGGAGAACAAGCAAGAAAGGCACACGUAAAUACCAAGGCUCAUCCAGAGAGAGCAGAGACUGGCCCAAGGACUGACUGCAUUCAAAAUCACGUAGGAUCCGGUUCGAAAAGGCAGGAAGAUAUCAAAAAGACAAAGCAUCUCAAUCAAAGUCCAAUCAAGACGGAUUAUUUUUUUCCAUUAUUCAUGGAAAGAAGGAACCUGGAAAGUCUGGACGUCUCCAUGACUGCUGCUUUGCAUGAGAAUCAUUUGAUGUAUAUUAGGAGAUAAAACUUUAUUUAAUUUUUUUUUUUUUAGAAAAUAAAGAGAAAAAUAAUGAAGAAAAAGAAGAAAAAAAAAGGAAAAAGGAACAGGGGAAAAACCACAGAGGCCACAGAGAUUAUCCUGGCAGCAAGGUUCAGUCCUGAAUCCUGUCCUCAGCCCGACCCCCGAGGAUGAGGCACAGGCGUUCUGCAGAUGGACUCUUACACCAAUCGGAAAGUCUGGAAAACUGAAAUCUUCUUCUUUUUGGGAUCUUAUAAAAAAAAAAAUAGAGCACAAGUUUGCACCACACCUUUCUACACAAGUGAAAUAACAAUUUAGCCAGAAACGGUUCAGCGGCUGAGUAACCUAUAGGCACUAGAAGGAACUUUACAUGGAUUUAAAAUCUACCCAAUCAUCCAACCUGUCUUGAAAUCCAGCUUUAUCUAUGUAUUUAUAUAGUGUCAAUAUAUAUAUAUAUAUUUUUUAAAUCCCAUUUGCUGUUGAAUGAGGAGGGACGUGCUGUAAGUGCUUUCCCCUUCCCCAUCCCCGGUGCAGCGGUGCUCCGGCAGCGAGGCAGGGUCGGGGCUGCCUGCACUGCCUGGUGGCAGCCGCCCCGACUUCUUGCAGUAAAAACAACCACGAACCCGAUGUUUACAGUGAGCGAUACUUGAAGAGGCGAGAGGCAGCGAGGUGACGUGUUUAUUGUUCUCCUCUUCGACUCGCAGAGCAGCGCAGGCUCUGGCCGAGUUCCUCGGUCUCAGCGCACGCGACGUCGCCCGCGGGCCAGGACUUUCAUUUCCAUGAGAGAGGGGAAAGAAAUCUUUGCUCUAGGCAAGGGAAAACCAUAACCAGCACUGCAAGUGCCAGCUAGCGCUGCUGUCUGUGUGUCUGUCCGAGCGUCUCGUUGUUACCUUCAGUUCCUAGCUGGCCUGCUGGCACGUGUUCUUGUGGCCAGUGACAGGCAGAUGUCUGAGUGUUAUUUCUUUCAAAGACACCAAAGCUUAUGUGUCCCUUUGUAGAGUGCCAGGAGGGGAAGGAACGCUGUAAAUAUUUCUCUCUGUAAUAAAUAUUGAUGUUUGCGAAGGCUGCAGCAGGGAGGACAGGGCCGUUAGACCCGAUGGAGGUGGAGGCAUUGACCGUGGGAGCUGGGCAGAGGCAGCAAAGCUGCUCCUGGGCUCCGCUCAGCACCGGGACCAUCGCUCCUGGUUGCCAGCGGGGUGAAUAUUGGGGUUGUGAGGGGAUGGGAACUCAGUGCCGGAGGAGCAGGACCUCCUGGCCAGUCCCAGCCCAGACCUCAGUCUGCAGCCCAUGUGUAUGAAGGAAAACCAAUUUUUUAAGUGUCCCUCCUUCCCCACGGCUGCUCGAGGAGCCGGGAGGACACCGGGAGCGUGGUCCCAAGAGGAGGCAGCACGGUGAAGAGCAUCGAGAUGUCUCAGGAAACUUGCUGUUGCAAUUACCUUUCACUGAAAGCCAUGCCAAGCCCACUUUUUUUUCAUGGUAAUCCACUUUUGUGGGCCCUAUCACCAGUGUGGGAGCAGUACUAAGGAUCAGCCUCGUGCAAUAAGCUCCCAGCAUUUCCAGCAGCCUGAGCUGUGUGACCGGGGGGCUGUGGUGUACUGAGACAGGGAGAGAGCUGGCACAGACCAUAGGAGACAAAGCAGGCUGAGCAUGCCUGUCACAGGGAGAAUUCCCUUCCAGGGAUCCCUCCGCUGCACAGGGAACCCAGCUCCAGAGGCAGAAAAGGAGGAAAAGCCCAGGUUGUCCCAGCCCGCACACACCGUCAUUGUGGAGCUGCUGCUAUUAGGAAAUCCUCCGGGAGGUCUGAAUUUUUCACAGGUUUCUGUUACUGACAGAGAUCCGGCACAAGGUUUCCAUGGGUGAUUUAACAGAAAUAUAUGAUAGAUACUCUAGUUGUGGUCCUUGUUUUGAGUAUUCAUAUUCAGGUUGUUCACCAAAUUUUCAUGGUACUCCGAAACCCAAAGAGAGCACUCAAAAUGGUUUCCAAACACUUCUGCUGAUCUGAGUAGUUAUUUCCAUGGGACCCACAAAAUAUGAAUGCUGCCCAAAGCAACGACCUGCUCGAGGUGCUGGGGGGCACACCUGGGGUUGUGCUGGAAGGUGAAGGUGAGGGGGAAAAGUAAAAGGAACUGCAGAGCCCGGAGGGGCUGAUACAUGAGCAAGGAUCAAAAGAAUCAACCGUGGCCGAGCUGGCUAAAAAGAGCUCUGUAUUCCGUGAAUACACGUGAGUGCCAAGGGGGGAGGUGGACAAUUAAGUUUAUUUUCUGUGUUGCUGAAGGAAGUUAAGCAGAGGAGGAAAGGGAAACAACAGGAGCACUUUGCAGAACAGUAGGUGAUUGAGUUUUGACUGGCUUCCAAGGGAAGCAGCAGAAACGUCUCUUCUUCCAUCAUCCAAAAAGGCUCAGAAGGACGGCGCAGGGAACGGCACGGGGCUGACUUGAAGGGGUGGCCCAUAAAUAAUCUACCAAGCAUCUACUUGUGGUGGUUGACAUGAAUUAUGGAUCCUUACAGGCAAUUACAUGGAAUGAAGCAACAUAUCCCCGUGGGGCAAAGCGCUUGUGAUCCAUUGCCCUGCUUGCAGCUGGCUUUCCCGUUGCCCCUUUGGGAGGAGGGAGCUCAAAGCCCAGGACAGCAUUUUUGCCACACUUGCAGCAAACUGGACUCGAGCUUUGGUCAGGAGGGGGCAAUGACUUUGCCUUAGAUGAAAUGAUUUCACCUCCCUCUCCUUGCCCCCUUCCUCCUGCAAGGCCGAUGGGUGUUGCGAUUCCCCAGCUCCCUUCGUUUCAGGUAUUUUGACAUCAAAGUGGGAGACGUCACUUUCUGGAAUCUCUCUGUCUGGUGUCACUGCUUAAAUAAUUCCAUUUAAUCUUCUGCUCAUAAGCUAUCAAAGCACCCACUCCAAGGGGGAGCAAGGUGCUAAUCAAACGCUUCUCCACCUUGAAAGCCUUUAUUAAAAACCCACAUACACGAGUCUAACUUCUAGGCAAGCUUGUCUCUGCAUGAGCCCCACUGUGGAGCACCACGACACCGCAGCCACCGACGUACAGAGGACGCGGACACCAAGUGGCUCGUGCUUUGCCAUAAAGGAUGAGUUCGUGUUUAAAGGAGAGAGAAGCACGGAGAGGCUCUGCCAGCUCCAGCCUGGACUGGUCCAGAGUCUCACGAAGACCUGCGGGAGCCAGUGCUGAGGAGCAGGGUGGAUGCGGAGCGUGGCCGUGCCCUCCUGUGCUCGUGGUGCUGGGACACCCGGGGGUGGCCACAGAGACCUUCAUCACAGCAGUGCCUUCAACACACUGUCUUAAAAUCCUACCGGCCCGCCCCCACCCAGGCUGACUGCCCUACCUUUAAACAGACUUCACCAAAAAUGUCACGAUAUACCGACGCUUCGGUUGGAGGACUAAAGCAAGAGGACUUAACGCUCCCGGGUUGUGUUCCUGUGUGAUGCUGGCUCUGAGCACCUCGGUGCAAGUCCCUUGUGCCUGUGCCCGAAGGCUUGGAGCAGCAUCUCCUUCCUCCCGUGGCCAGACGGACGGACGAGGUCUGGCUUCCAGCAGUGGUGGGCAGGCAGCAGGGUCGAGGAGCACCUCGGGCAGCGUGGGAUGCUCCUGGGCCUCUCCCAGCAGCAUCCCGGCCACGUCCCCACCUGCUGCUGGCUCCUCUCCACCCCAUUCCUAGCGCUGUCACAGCUCACCUGCCACGGGGACUCCGCUCACCAGCCUGAAGGAGACGCAAGGAGCCUGACGUGAGCGAGCUGAGACAUCAGGGCAAAGUCGGGAGCGACUGUACCCUGGUGAGAAGGAAAAAAACAUUCAGCAAAGGCUAAAUAGCUGACAUCAAAGGCAAAUCACGAUGCCACAAAGCUUCAGCCAUCCUGUGUCAGAAUUGCAUUUGUACCAUAAACCGCAAGCCAAUAACGCAGGGAACUGCGACCUUGUAUAUAGUUGCGUGCUAGGUAGAGCUCGGUGAGCCCGUCCGGUCUGUGUCGUGAACGUGUCUUUGGUGAAACCCCCCCGGUCACCCCCAGCUCCUCCCAGCCUUUGCCCGAGGCCCCCAGGAGCAGCAGGUUGGGGGCCGGAGGCAAAGCUCUGCCGACAGCUUCCAGGCCACCCAGCACCCGCAUGGACAGGACGCUUUUUUUUAUUUAAUUAGACAUUCAGUGGGGAUAAUCAUCAGAGUAAAAGAUGCCGGUGUGCACUGCAAAGAAGAUGCUGCUCAGGAUCUGCUGGGCUGAGCAACCCUGAAUGCGUGGUUUAACUGUCGGUCGGUCAGAUUGGUUUUAUGGGGGAACAGGAGGGAUGUCCUUGACCCGAUGUUCUCCUCCGGGAAGGCUCUGCUGGAAGCACGUGGAUGUGCCUGGUGCUCAUGUUCUGGGUGGGAAGGGCGAUGCUGCAGCUGCGGAGCUGCAUUGGGAUGGGGAUGUGGGGUCAGCAGCCCUUGGGGGCAGCCUGGUGGCACGGGGUGACACGGGGUGACAGGGGUGGCAGGGACCGGUGUCUGCAGGUGCUGUGGUUGCACCAGGAGCAGCCCAGGCGGCUCGGCUCUAACACAGCAGAAGGGUUGUGGCCGUGCUCUGUGUGCUCGUUCUUUCCUGUCCCCGUGUGCCCUCGUGUUAUCCCCUUCUUCCUUUCUGAAAGUGGAAUAUGAGUGACAACGUGAAUGUCCCUGCAGUAAGAACGUGCUCAGAAGAUCUGCAGGGACCGUCGGUCUCACGGACAGUACCCCAAAACUCUCUGGGCCUCCUGAGGCUGCCAACUCCAACACCAAAUCUCCUUCAUGGCCUUUCCUUUGGGAUUUUUAAUGCCUCCAUUUGGAACAAGCUUGGAAGUUUGCGCAGCAGCUCCUGCAUCAGAGAUCUCCACCUCGCCACGGGACAGCAGAGAGGUGCCUGGAAGAGGAGCUGGGGAACGACCGAGUGCUCGGCUGGCUUCUGGCUGUGCUCUGUGGCUUCCUCGCUGCAGGAGGGGCUGCAGCAAAACGUCCCUCGCGUGCCGAUGAGUUUGUGCUGCCGGCACCUCGGGGCUGGUGCGAGAGGUGGUGGGAAGCAGCAAGCGGGAGGGAAAACAGGUACUAAAACUUUGGGAUAUCCCCCAAAAGGAGGCCCCGUGGUGUCACAGAAUGUAGAGGUAUCGGUCGUGCAACAGAUUCUUAUUUUUUCUGCCCCACUCCUUAAAAUUAAUAACGCCACUUCUAGGGGUUGUGUAUUGGCAGGAAUAACAAAUGGAUUCGUACCCGUACCCAUUCACCCUAUUGUUCUCUGGCUCCUCCCCUCCCCAUUAUACUUGACACACUGGAGUUCUGUAUUAUAUUUUUUUUAAGAUGAUUGUCUGUUUUUUUUGUUGUUGUUUUUACAAGUGUUGUGGAAAAAAAAAAUGUAAGAAAGUUUAAGUAUUUAAAAAUGUUCCAAGGAAAAAGGGGGUUUUGUUAUUAUUCUAAUAUAUUAUUGUGUACCUAUUGUAAAUAUGAAACACUCCUAUUUUGCAAGCCAAGGACUCACUUUGUACUGUUGUUAUAUAUAAAUAAAGUUUACUGGUUAAAAAAA